Molecule: messenger RNA, 1132 nt
Organism: Raphanus sativus (radish)
Lineage: Eukaryota; Viridiplantae; Streptophyta; Magnoliopsida; Brassicales; Brassicaceae
Product: basic leucine zipper 23
Biological process (GO): DNA-templated transcription; regulation of transcription by RNA polymerase II
Molecular function (GO): DNA-binding transcription factor activity, RNA polymerase II-specific; RNA polymerase II cis-regulatory region sequence-specific DNA binding
Source: RefSeq, a predicted model, not a curated record
AUGAGCGAAUCUAGGUUACAGAGCGAAACGUGCAUCCUAAGUCCUAAUGUGUAUUUUUGUUUCCCUUUUUUUUUCCUUUACCUUUUUCCCCUUUUCGACGAUAAUAUUGGUAUUUUCCUUUAUUAUAUUACAAACCAAGAGAACACACAUACACACACAUGUCUCCAUGUCCACACCAAGAUCCUUCCUGCUCAGACCGACGACAACGAAACUACCGAUGACACAUCGGGAUCUUCGGAGAAGAAGAGCAAGAAGAGGUCUUCGGGGAACAGAGAAGCGGUACGAAAGUAUAGAGAGAAGAAGAAGGCUAAAGCGGCUUCCUUGGAGGAUGAAGUGGUAAGGCUUAGGGAUGUGAAUAAUCAGCUGAUGAAGAGGUUGCAAGGUCAAGCUGCAUUGGAAGCUGAGAUUACGAGGCUCAAGUGUUUGCUUGUGGAUAUAAGAGGAAGAAUUGAAGGAGAGAUUGGUGCCUUCCCUUAUCAAAAACCUCAGCCUUUCUCGUAUAGGAUGCAGCCAUGCGAUGUUUACAACUUGUACUGCCUUCAGAAUGAGAACAGUGGACAAGGUACAUCCAUGAACGGACAAGGGCUAAAUGGUUGUGAGUUUGACCAGCUUCAGUGCUUGAGUGAUCAGAAUCUAGCUGGCUGUAGUAAUGGAAAUAGAACAUUCAAUGUGGAUGCAUCUGAUGCUAAUAAGAGAAAAGGUGAAACUCUAAUACCUUAGGAUCUAUUUAGUAGAGGUUGUUCAGCACAGCUACUUUUUAAAACAGUUUUCUUUUAUAUACAAGGUUGUCAAUUACAGCUAUGUCUUUAUAUGGUUUUGAGUCCUAUCAAGUUAUAUCCAUGUCUUCAAUCUGUUAUGAUCUCUUGGCUUAAAGACAAUGACAUCAAUAUGUAAUGAUCUCUUCAACUCAUGGUGGUUGCUCCUGUUAUGCAACAGGUGGGACAUGUGCAGCUAAACCAGUUUGAAAUAUCAUCAUCAAUCAUGUAGUGCUAUUAAUUUUCACAAGGCUAUAGUGUUAUUAGUUUCAGAUAAGUUGUAGAGUUCAACUGCAUCACCAGCUUUCUUUAGGCCUCUUUGCACUAUUAUCAUUUUUUUAAUUCUCCUUUUGUUUUUCUCAUGUAAUUGCAUUUCC